AUGGAUAAGAGCAGGAAGACAGUAGUUGAAUAUCUGGAUAAGAUAUUGGCUGAUAGUGAAAAGGCAGCCCCUGAAGACCUGCUAUUUUCCUAUAAGGGAAUUUUGUACCCUGCUACUCUAUGCAGCCCUGAAACUUUCCAAGUUCUUGAUUCUUUUGAAGCCAGGAGUGACGAUGUGAUCCUAGUGGCAUACCCCAAAAAUGGUAACUAUUGCUAUACUAACUGGCUUGAUCAAGUCUUAAAUGACUUGGAAAUUACAGCUGCAAAAUAUACAGAGGAGGAAAUUAAAAAGAGAAUUAAUAUUACAAAUGAAUUAUCUGUAUUUCCACGUCUAGAAUUUGGGGAUCCAGAGAAAUUUAAGAGGAUGAAGGAAUUACCUUUCAGAAGAAUCAUAAUAACACAUCUCCCUCCUCAAGUCCUGCCAAAAUCUAUUUUCAAAAGCAAGGCCAAGAUACUGCUGCUGGUUCGAAAUCUAAAAGACACCGCUGUAUCUUAUUUCCAUUUUUACAACAAUAUGCCUACACUUCCCUCCUUCGGCUCAUGGGAUGAGUAUUUUACAGCUUUUAUGCAUGGAAAAUUGUGUUGGGGCUCCUAUUUUGAUUAUUUAGUUGACUGGAACAAGCAUGUGGCUGAUGAAAAUGUUAUGGCGAUAACCUAUGAAGAGCUGAAAGAGAAUCAGACGUUAGGACUGAAAAAAACAGCUGACUUCUUUGGGUUCUCACUAAGUGAGGAAGAGAUUCAGACUGUUGCAGAGAAGAGCAGCUUCAAAGCUAUGAAAGAGAAAUCCUCCAAAACUCCUGGAGCAUUUGGGGAAAUUUUCUUCUGUAAAGGUGGUGUUAGCGACUGGAAGAAUCUUUUUAAUGAAGAUCAGAACCAAGAAAUGGACAAAACGUUUGAAGAACUCCUAGCAAGAACUAAGCUGGGAGCAAAGAUAAAGUAUGAGGUGUACUGCAAAGCCUGA
Emys orbicularis (European pond turtle) is the source of this 960-nucleotide messenger RNA. Its product is annotated as sulfotransferase 6B1-like. The record is from RefSeq and is a predicted model, not a curated record. Gene Ontology annotation, molecular function: sulfotransferase activity. The coding region runs from base 1 to 960 and encodes 319 amino acids. Gene Ontology annotation, cellular component: cytoplasm. Gene Ontology annotation, biological process: sulfation. NCBI's taxonomy places the organism in Eukaryota, Metazoa, Chordata, Testudines, Emydidae. The transcript has 7 exons.